Molecule: messenger RNA, 1593 nt
Organism: Ostrinia furnacalis (Asian corn borer)
Lineage: Eukaryota; Metazoa; Arthropoda; Insecta; Lepidoptera; Crambidae
Exons: 11
Source: RefSeq, a predicted model, not a curated record
GUGUGUUCGAACCUAAACAAGUGCGUCUGCAACCGCGGCUGGACUGGGCCAGACUGUUCGCAACACGACGCGCUCCCGCCAUCGCCCACGCCGUGGGUACCCGACAACGCCACCAAAGCCGCCUACAACAUGACCAAGAAGGAAACACCGUAUGAGAACUACCACGGCUCGAACACGGUGUUCCUCGUGGCGGUGCUCAUGUCUGUGGUAGGGGGGGUAUUCAUAGUAUUUGCCCUGAGCGCUCUCUGCUACAGGAAAAAGAGUACGCUGCCGAAGUACGACCCUCCCUACGUCAAGAAACCAAUCGCCAAGAGCUUCGCUGCGGGCUCCACCACGUCCAACAACUCGCAAGAGGACAUCUCUCUGGAUGGAGGGAAGAUGCACUCCUUCAACAACACAUUUAGAAACCUGUUAAGCCGCGGGGACUCUCAGCGGGUUAUAUUCAGACAUGGAAACCACAUGUCUGGAGCAGGCAGUACUAGUAGAUACCCGGACCACAAACAAAUGAAACGUGUUCAUUCUGGCAGUGAAGAUGAGCCUACUCAUUCAGGCGAAGAAGACAUAGCGUUCAUAGAUGUAGCGCCCAACUCGAUGGCCAAGCUGCCGGAGAAGGGCAUCCUGAAGAAGCACGGCUACGGCGCCGUGGACGGCAAGGACAAGUGGGGCGACGACUCGCAGUCCGAGCAGCUGGAGGCCGGCUCGCAGUCCGACGGCCAGGAGCCCGCGGGCGCCGUAGCUGAUAUGGAGUAUAAGUUUAAGGAUCUGAACGGCUACCACGAGAACAUAAUCGUGGCGCUGAAGACGGCGGCUGCGCAACGCGCGAGCGCGGGCGCGGCGAGUGGCUCGGGCGACCUGCGCGCGCUACAAGACUACGAGUACAAGCGCGAACGCGCGCCCAGCGCGGAGAAGAUACACGAGGCUGAGCUGCGAAGACAACGCGGCGACGAGGAGGAAGACGAGGCGCCUCAAUGCGGGCCGAUCCGGAUCCGCAACCUGGAGGACCUGAUCCGGCAGCUGGAGCACCACUCCAGCCGGCACAUGAGCCCGUCCGGCUCCGAAGACAUUCGCAUGUCCGAGACCGAGGCCGACCGCCACUACCGGAUCGAGCCCGGGGAAGUCCCACCUCGUGUCUCGCCUUCCAGCCGCUGCCGCGGUCGCAUGCCGGGCGAGGAAGAAUCGCGGUUCGGCUACCCGCGCUUCCGCGGCAGCGGCCGCCACCACCCGCCGCUGUUCCCCGCGCCCCCCGCCGCCGCGCCGCACGCGUCCCACGCGCCGCACGCGCUCGCGCACUCACCGCAUUCGCAUUCGCACGCGCACGCUCGCGUGGACGACGACGCGCUGUAUGAAACGGCUGAUGCGGAACGGCUGCGCGACGCGCCUGAUAGCGAGAGUGAUGAAUUUAUUCAAGCUCAACAACAGUUAGCCCGGUGGGCGAGUGAAGACGCGGUGGGCGCCGGGGGCGAGGGCGGGGGCGGGGGCGGGGGCGGCGGGGGGGGCGGGCGCCGCUACCUGCCGUCGCCCGGCGGCUCCACCAGCAGCGACGCCACGCUGCGCGCCGCACACGCGCCCGCGCUACCCGAGUACAAACACUGA